AAAAGGAAUUGAUUUAUGGGUCAGAUUAGGUGUUUAUGAGUUCGAUAUCUUUCCAUUUUCAUAUAGAUGUCAUGUGGUAAGGUCAAAAUGACAUGACAAUUCCAUAUGGCAUUUAAAGAAAUGAAAAAUGAGUUGAAUAUGUCCAACAUGACAACUAACGCCCAUAAGGGCAUAUUUGGACCGAAAGUUGGACGACAAGUGCAUAAGUGAACCAAACUUUAAACGGAGAGUAUAUCUAGACAUUUUCGAAUAGUUUAGGGGCAUAUUUGACCCUUUUCCCUCAAAAGUUAAAUAUCACUUUGUGUAAAUUAUUGAGAUUAAUCGGGUUAAAUUGAACGGGUCAAGACCCAAUUUUGUUUUUAGUCCAUUUGAACCCAACCUAUUUGAGCCAAAGAAAAUUUAGGCAGGUUAAGAGUCAACUCGAUUUCUAUAUCAACCCAUUUUGAUAUCUCAAUUUCAACUCAACCCGUCCAUUUGACACCCCUAAUUAUUACGUAUUUCAUACAAAUUAAAUAUGAAAGAAAAAGGGACGACUAAGACCUAGCAACAAAUCUUGAUAUACUUAUGGUGAAAAAUCAAAGUUGAAAUUUUCAACUAAAAGGACAGGUUAGAAUAAUACUUGACUAAUUAUAAAUAACAUAUACACGUCUCUACAAUCAGACCAAUUCGUCUGAAAACCAAAAAAAAUAAAAAUAAAAAAACCAUAAAUAGAGAUGUCAUUUGAUUAUUUCUUAAAAAAAUAAAAGAGUAUUGCCAAGUUCUCUAAAUUUUUGCAUAACUAACGAGUAAAAGUCACUGAUCAUUGUUCAUGGCAGAAUCAAGUUAUGCAAUUAUGGCUAAUGAUCCAGUUGCGAUAAUUGGAUCCGAAUAUUGCACGCCGAACGAGGUUGAUGUUGUUAUAUCUAGGAAGGUGAAGACACUUAGAUAUGGAGAAUUUGUUGUUUCAGAUAUGAAUGGAAACUUCAUGUUCAAAGUUAAAGGCAAAACUUUUGGAUGGCAUGAUAAGAGAGUUAUUCUUGAUGCUGCUGAUAAUCCCCUCAUCACUCUCAAACAAAAGAUAUUGACAGAGCACUCGAGAUGGAAUGCAUUUAAAGGAGAAAGCACAGAUGAGAAAGACUUUUUAUUUACUAUAAAGACAACAUCUAUAAUUCAAUGGAAGACCAAAUUGGCUGUCUUCUUAGCAAAUAACAAUUCCAAGGAAAAGAAUUGUGAUUAUUUGAUUAAGGGAAAUUGGUUUGAUAGAUCAUGUGUAAUAUAUGCUGGAGAUUCUUCUACCAUAGUUGCUCAGAUGCAUAAGAAAAUUACUGCUAAGAGCUUACUAAUUGGAAAAGAAAAUUUUAUGGUGACAAUGUAUCCGAACAUUGAUCAAGCCUUCAUCGUCUCAUUAAUAGUAUUCCUUGAUGCUAUUAAUGCAUUCAACGAUGCUGUUGUUGCAGGUGCCCUUGCCGGUGCAGGUGCUUCUAUUGGUGCUAUUAGUUUCUAGGAAGUCAAAAGUGUUUAUUUUAUAAAAUAAUAUUUUUUUUUCAAGCAUUAUUUGAUUUGACAUGAUGUUUGAGAAAAAUAAUGAAACUUUUGAAAUUUAUUGUGUAAA
Solanum lycopersicum (tomato) is the source of this 1591-nucleotide messenger RNA. Its product is annotated as protein LURP-one-related 10-like. The record is from RefSeq and is a predicted model, not a curated record. Lineage: Eukaryota; Viridiplantae; Streptophyta; Magnoliopsida; Solanales; Solanaceae.